Messenger RNA from Anas platyrhynchos (mallard), 558 nucleotides. NCBI's taxonomy places the organism in Eukaryota, Metazoa, Chordata, Aves, Anseriformes, Anatidae. The record is from RefSeq and is a predicted model, not a curated record.
CUGGCUUGGGCUCCACCAGGGCUGCCCAGGCUACAGUACAGUGGCUGAGAUCCCUCUGACUGAGUGUUGUGGGUUUGCAGAACUGCUGUGGUCCUGUGGGGUGUGAUGUUCUCCGAUGUCGAGACUUCAAAGCUGGUGAUGAACGAGCUGAUCCGUGUGCUGGACAACUGGCCCCAGCACGAGACGUCCACCGCCGAUGGAAACAACGUGGUUGUCUGUUCCCUGGCGGCAACCAGGGCGCUGCAGGAGAUCCUCAACAUGGAUACGUGCAAAGUGGCAGUGAAGAAGCGUUUCCCACAUCUCUUCCUGGCUGUGCUCUUCCAAAUUUCCUUCAGCACACAGGACAUGCCAGACGACGUCCAAGACUUCUGGGAGCAAUGCACGCGUGAGGACAAGCAGCGCCACGAGUACAACAGAUUUGCAGCGUACAUACUGGCCAAACUGCUCAUCCAUGUGGACUGCUUAGAGCAGCUGUCGGCCUUCGAGAGGGGGAAAGGCUGGGAUAUACUUCUCAGCCCUCACGUCCACCACUUGGGGCUGACUCUACUGGCUGGGUGA